GUCCCUUUAAGAGACUGUACCUUGGACGAACCGGCCGUAGAUUCUGUUCGUACAAAACAACAUCCCCCAGCAGACUGAUCAUGGCGCCUACGCUGGGUUACACUCACGCCAGAGGACUGGCUCAGUACAUCCGCAACUUGCUCGUGUACAAGGGCAUUCCCUUCGAGGACAAGCAGUACAAGACCGGCCCGGCUCCCGACUUUGACCGCUCCGACUGGACCAACGUGAAGUUCACGCUGGGGCUCAAGUUCCCCAAUCUGCCGUACUUCAUCGACGGCGACGUCAAGAUGACCCAGAGCGUCGCCAUCAUACGGCACUUGGGUAGAAAGUACGACCUCGCAGCCAGAACGGAAGAAGAAGCCAUGGAGCUGGAUCAACUGGAGCAACAGGCCAAGGACCUGCUGUGGGGACUGGCCAUGACUGCGAUGAAUCCAGCCUUCGAAACAGCGCGCGCAAGAUACGAGAAAAACCUGGGGAACCUGCUCAAACCCUGGGCAGAGCACCUUCGGGAGCGCCGCUGGGUCAUGGGUGACAGACUCACCUACGUCGACUUCAUAGUCCACGAGGCCCUGGACUGGAACCGCGCGUUCAAGCCGGAGGCUUUCGAGGAAUAUCCCGAGUUGGUGGAGUACCUCCAGAGGUUCCGGGCACUGCCCAACAUGGAGGAGUACUUGACGUCGGAAGCCUACAGGGCGAUGCCACUGCUCGGUCCCAUGGCCAAGUGGGGAGGCAAACCCUUCUGAAACGGCGCGUGUGCUGUCUUCGUUCGCGGUGAAUAAAAAUGAAUCAAAUAUUCCUAUUAAAGCAA
This is a messenger RNA of Ixodes scapularis (black-legged tick), 808 nucleotides long. RefSeq names its product glutathione S-transferase. The record is from RefSeq and is a predicted model, not a curated record. Gene Ontology annotation, biological process: glutathione metabolic process. Lineage: Eukaryota; Metazoa; Arthropoda; Arachnida; Ixodida; Ixodidae. Gene Ontology annotation, molecular function: glutathione transferase activity. The transcript is spliced from 2 exons. The coding region runs from base 81 to 743 and encodes 220 amino acids.